Molecule: messenger RNA, 417 nt
Organism: Plasmodium gallinaceum
Lineage: Eukaryota; Apicomplexa; Aconoidasida; Haemosporida; Plasmodiidae
Exons: 2
Coding region: 1-417 (138 amino acids)
Source: RefSeq, a predicted model, not a curated record
AUGAGACAGUUACUUACUACAAUAAAUACAACAAUUGCAAGUUAUACUUCAGCUAAUUUUAAUGUUUCAGAAUCAAAUAAUAAUAAUAAUAAUAAUAGUAAUAGUGUUGAUAGUAUUUAUUUGGUUAUUCUUGCAUUAAUUCUUUCCAUAAAAUUAUUUUUUAUGUUUUACACUAUCAUUUAUACUUACAGACGGAGAGGAAGAGCAAUAUAUGAUGACCUAAUGCUAGAAGUUGAAUCAGUAGAUUCAGGAUAUGCAGACAUUGAAUAUGAAGAUAUAGAUGAAGAAAUAGAUGAAAGAGCAAGAAUACUAGAUGUAGAUGACCGUGCAGAAAGAACAGUAAAUGAAAGAGUAACAUUAAAUGUAUAUGGGCAAAUAAAUAGUGAAGAAGAUGAAGUAGAAGUAAGAAUUUAUUAG